Molecule: messenger RNA, 5865 nt
Organism: Paramisgurnus dabryanus
Lineage: Eukaryota; Metazoa; Chordata; Actinopteri; Cypriniformes; Cobitidae
Gene: grid1a
Product: glutamate receptor, ionotropic, delta 1a
Biological process (GO): monoatomic ion transport
Cellular component (GO): membrane
Molecular function (GO): ligand-gated monoatomic ion channel activity; signaling receptor activity
Source: RefSeq, a predicted model, not a curated record
UGGGAUUGAAAACAUUUUAACACAGCGGGGUUAGUUGUCACACAGUGUUACAACUAAGCCUCCAGUAUACAAUAAAAAUAAAACGAAAAGCAUGUAAGUACUAAUCAUCAAAAUAACUGUUAAUACAAAAUCAGAGGAAAUAACUCAUUGUGAUUUUUUUCGUCUUAAUUGUGCAGCCCUUUCAAAAAAAUAUAUUUAUAUGAAUUGAUGCAUAAUACAAAUAUGGUUUGUGUGGAUAUCUAUGUAUUAUAGGCAGAUAUAUAAACAAUAUCCACCUUUAGUGUAUAGACAAAUUUGAUUGAAUUAUUUGUCUUUUAACCAAAUUUUCUAGCAGGUGUUACAACAAACCCUCUUUUUGUUACAAUGAACCCCACCUAUGGGGUAAGUUGUAAUGUUUGCACUCCUGUCACUUUCGGUGUAAUUGUACGAUAACAUUAGGACCCACAAACAAACUUUUAGUGUUCAUUUGUAGCAGAGAUGUGUGUGUUGAUUGUGUAAAAAAAAAUAUUAAUCUAACUUAAAUAUUUUUGUCAAAAAGCAUUAGGUUGUGCCCCGCUCUCCCCUACAGUAUGAUGAUAAAUUACAUAUUUUUCCAAACAUAAAGUGAUUUAAUCAAAGUUUGUUACCCUUUUUAUUCACAUCUAAAUCAAUUUGCUGACAUUUAAUUACUAACAAUUCAACAACCCUUAUCUUAACCAACACUCUAAAAACAAACGGUGCUAUAUAGCACCAAAAGUGGUUCUUUGCUCGUAAUCAUAGAAGAACCAUUUUUAGUGCCAUAUAGCACCAGUGAAGCACCUGUGUAGAACCAUAUAGUGCUUUGUAGAACCAUAUGUGGUGCUAUAGUGGUGCUAUAUGGCUCCUAUAAGGUUCUACACAGGUGCUUCACCGGUGCUAUAUGGCACUAAAAAAUUGUUCUUCUAUUGUUACGAUCCAAAGCAACAGUUUUGGUGCUAUAUAGCACCGUUUGUUUUUUUAGAGUGAAGUAAACCAUGUUGUUUUAUUAAAAUUUAUUGUAAAUAAAGAAAAUUAAAUGUACAUUGUAUCCUAAAUAAGCCCGACAAUUGCUGUAUAAUCCGUUCACGUCGUACAAAAGUCAAAAAAGAAACAUCAAAUUUACAAAAUGCAUAAUAAAGUUCUCUGUAAUAAGCAUCAGUGAAGUUCGCUUGCAGGCAGCUGUAAUGAUUUGUCACGACCACUAGAGGGGCGCUGUGGUGCUGUCCACGUCUCGAGCUGACGACCUGAUAGCCUUAACCAAACAAUUAAGAGAUAUUUCCGUUAGUGUCAACUCAAGAAAUAUCCUUUAAUUGUAAGGUGAAGGUUAUCACUUCUCAUCGUACACGCAGGCUCCAUUCAGAGAGGCAAGUAUGCAAGAUUAAGAAGAAACGUGACUUCAGUAGGCUAUCAGGUUUUUUCUGUCAUGAAGAUUCAGAAUUCGUAUUCAAGUCGUUCUCCACACCUAUUGUCCAUAUUGAUAGUGCGGAGUUUCAAUGAUAAAGCGCGUAAAAAACAACACAGAUCAAUGAUUUUGAUGUUGAUAGCACCAUUCAGUCACUGUUGCAGUCUGGCAAUCACCCACUUGCUUUCCUUGCGCUUCCGUGCCCCAUUCAUUUCCAACGUGUGCAAAAUAUGCGAUAGACGAAGCGCGCGCGGUUGCUUUCUCUUCUGAUUCACGUGGAGUCGCUGCCUGUGUGGCUGGGGAACUUCAGAAAUUUUGCACAGUCCCUGGCAUAACUUUUCUUUCCCAACAAUAUCCAGUUUUCACAUUGGGAAAAAUAGUUCAGUUGGUAUCAGUGAAGGAAUUCUGCUUGUUGGUGAUCGUCUGAAGUUCACGCGCCCAGGGUUGUGAUACACCUGCUGCCGUCACUUCGCUGUAGUUCCGGCGACUCUCUCCGGCGCGAGCAAAUUUCAUUUCUCCGUGGCUUUUGCCGUACCGUUCGGAUCUUUGGAUUUUUCAGUCACGUGAUGGAGCGAAGCGAGAAAGACUGCGCGCUUUGAGAGAGUACGCGUGUAUGUGGAGAGAGAGAGAGAGAGAGAGAGAGAAAAGGGGGGGGUCUCUCAGCGCUGCAGUUAGCGGUAUCCAAACCAUACUGAGAACUGGAACGCACGGACCCGUUGCUUUGCCUCUGACCGUGGUACCCCCGUCGUCUCCCUCGCUCUCUCUUUCCGCCCUACCCCUCCUUUUCUGCUUUCCUUCCCUUGAGAGCUUCUUUUCCCCGCGAAUAUCCUUUCUCACUUUCAAUUUUAAUAGAUCUCGGAGAAAGAUAGAAGCGACGCACCCGUGAUCUCCUCUUGAUCUACAUCACUGUGGUCAUUCACGCGCAUUUUCUCUCACUCUCUCUGGAACUGUAUUUUUGGACCGCCGUGGACGCGUGGAUGAUACACCGGGGCGAGAACCGGAGAUGGAGUUGCUCGUGAUCAGCCUCUCCUUAUGGAUCCUGCAGUGCCGCUUAGCUCGCGCGGACUCCAUUAUCCACAUCGGUGCAAUAUUUGAACAGAACGCUAUACGGGACGAUGAGGUUUUUCAGCUGGCGAUUUCAGAUCUGAGUUUGAACGACGACAUCCUCCAGAGCGAGAGGAUUACCCAUUCCAUCAAACUAAUCGAGCCCAAUAACCCCUUCCAGGCGGUACAAGAAGCCUGUGAGCUCAUGAAUCAAGGGAUCUUGGCGCUGGUGUCGUCUACAGGCUGUGCCGCAGCCAAUGCACUUCAGUCUCUCACAGAUGCCAUGCACAUUCCUCACCUGUUCAUCCAGAGGAACGGAGACGGCACACCACGUGCCGAGUGUCCGUUGAACCCCAGCCCUGACGGAGAGCGCUACACGCUGGCCGCUCGCCCUCCAGUGCGCCUAAAUGACGUCAUGAUCACGCUCGUCUCUGAGCUGCGCUGGCACAAGUUUAUCAUCUUCUAUGACAGCGAGUAUGAUGUCCGUGGACUGCGGGGAUUUCUGGACCAGGCGUCCCGAAUGGGUUUGGACGCGUCUCUGCAGCAGGUUGACCGAAACGUGACAAAGGUUUUUUCCACGCUGUUCAGCACCAUGAGAAUGGAGGAGCUUAACCGUUACCGAGACACGCUCAGACGGGCCAUCCUGCUGCUAAGUCCUCGCACUGCCCAGGUGUUCAUAAACCAGGCAGUGGAAACAAAUCUGGCAUCCAAAGAUAGUCACUGGGUGUACGCCAAUGAGGAGGUGAGUGACACAGAGAUUAUGGAGCUUGUCCACAGCGCUCUGGGACGAAUGACGGUGAUCAGGCAGAUCUUCCCACUGUGGAGAGACACCAACAUCCGCUGCAUGAGGAAUAACCAUCGCAUCUCUUCGCUGCUGUGUGACCCACAGGAGGGCUAUCUGCAGUCUCUGGAGGUGUCUAGCCUGUACUUGUACGACAGCGUGCUGAUGUUGGCCAAUGCCUUCUACAGAAAGUUAGAGGACCGAAAGUGGCACAGCAUGGCUAGUUUAAACUGCAUGAGGAAGUCAACCAAGCCCUGGAAUGGAGGGUGGUCCAUGUUGGACACCAUUCAAAAGGGACGAAUUUCUGGCCUCACUGGCUUAAUGGACUUCCGUAGCAAUGGUGCAAACUCGCACGUUCAGUUUGAGAUCCUGGGGACCAGUUACAGCGAGACGUUUGGAAAAGACGUAAAACGGCUGGCAACGUGGGACUCCGAUCGCGGGCUGAAUGGGAGUCUGAGGGAGAACCGAGCUGAACAAGGCAUGCAAGGAAUAACUCUGAAAGUGGUGACCUUAUUGGAGGAGCCUUUCAUAAUGGUGGCUGAAAACAUCCUUGGCCAGCCAAAACGAUACAAGGGCUUUUCUAUAGAUGUUCUGGAUGCCCUGGCAAAGGUUUUGGGAUUUAAGUAUGAAAUAUAUCAAGUGGCUGAUGGGAAAUACGGAUCUCAUCAGGCCAACGGCUCGUGGAACGGAAUGAUCGGAGAACUGAUCGGGAAGAGGGCAGAUGUGGCUAUUUCGGCCAUCACCAUCACUCCUGAGCGAGAGAACGUUGUUGACUUCAGUAAACGAUAUCUGGAUUAUUCGGUGGGGAUUCUAAUGAGCAAAGCAGAAGAGAGACUGAACAUCUUCUCCUUGCUGGCACCGUUUGACCUGGCCGUGUGGGCCUGUAUUGCCGCAUCCAUUCCUGUGGUGGGUGUCAUGGUCUUUUUGCUCCGACGCAUCCAGUCUGUCCGCUCCCAGAAUCCUCCUGGCUCUCUCCAGCCUGCUUCUGCCACCACAUCUUUCCAAAGUGCCAUCUGGAUCGUCUAUGGAGCCUUUGUACAGCAAGGUGGCGAGUCAUUCAUGAGUUCAGUGGCUCUCAGGAUUGCAAUGGGAAGCUGGUGGCUGUUUACCCUCAUCGUCUGUUCAUCCUACACAGCCAACCUGGCAGCCUACCUCACAGUUUCUCGCAUGGACAAUGCUAUUCGAACGUUCCAAGACCUUUCUAAGCAGACAGACUUGAGCUAUGGGACGGUGAGAGAUUCAGCUGUGUACGAUUACUUCAGGGUGAAGGGCACGAACCCCCUGGAGCAAGACAGCACUUUCGCAGAGCUAUGGAGGACUAUCAAUAAAAACCAGGGACAGGACAACUCUGUGAACUCUCCCACUGAAGGAAUCCGCAAGGUGAAACGGGAUUCGUACGCCUUCUUGUGGGAUAUGGCGGUGCUGGAGUACGCAGCGUUGACGGAUGAUGAUUGCACGCUGGUGGUCACGGGGAACGGCAUGAGCAGUAAAGGAUACGGCCUGGCUCUGCAACACGGCAGCCCAUACAGAGACCUCUUCUCUCAAAAGAUACUUGACUUGCAGGAGAAGGGGGACAUUGAUAUUCUGAAGCAGAAAUGGUGGCCACGAAAAGGUCGCUGCGACCUGGACAAGCAAGCAGAAGCCCAGCCGGAGGGCCGAGCGCUGAGACUACACAGCUUCGCCGGGGUCUUCUGCAUCUUAGCGGCGGGGCUGCUGUUAGCCUGCCUGGUGGCCGCGCUGGAGUCUUGGUGGAAAGGCCCACGGUGCCAGCGGGCGCAGCCCAAAGAGGACACUAAGGGCUGCGCUCUGGAGAUGGCGUCUGGGUCAUUGGCAUAUAAUGAAAUUGCAACUGCUGCAGGAUGCGCACGGGACGUUUGGCCAGAGAGAGAGAGAGACUGGGAGGACUCGCAGGCUUUUUACACAGGACAAAGAGGUGAAUCUGGAACAGGUUCACCAACGUUUGACUGGGCUUAUGGAGGACGAUCUAGCGCACAAGCAGCUACCGGGUCAGUCUCUGGAGAUCUCUGCCCUGGACAUGGGCAGCAUGCGACCGCAGCAGAGCUCUCAGGAAGCCAUGAGAGAUUUCAACCCUGGGGCCCUGUCCGUGACCUCGUUCCUCCAGGAGGGUCCUGGAAUCGGCCGCGUGCCCGGACGGAGCCUCCCCCUCCCUCUCAGCAGUUCCACUCUGCCCCCCUCCAUGCGUUGCAAACACCGGGCACCCAACGGAGGCCUUUUCCGCCAGAGCCCCGUAAAGACUCCUAUGCCCAUCUCUUACCAGGCAGUGCCCGGGGGACCCAUCCCAGAAGCCAUUGAUCCAAGCCAUGGGACCUCUAUUUGAUCUGACCAAUCACAUUGUUCUAAAGACAACAGGAAGUCUGGACCAGGUCUGGGUGCAUUUAUACUAUUGCAUACGUAAAAAGGAAUAUUGAGAUCUUUUUAUUUCAGUACAGAAGAUAAAACAUAUGACUGUGAGUAAAGAGACGCUGACUUUCCUUGACUGUACAUAUUUGUAUAUAACGAGAGACGGCGGUGAAGUCAAAGUGUAUUUUGAAUAUUCAUGAUUUUUUUGAAGUUGAGUUUAAAAGAAGUAACUUACAUAAAAAUACAGACUGUUUGAAUGGCUUUGUAAAUUUUGUUCUAA